AUGGGGUUCGCAUUCAAUACCAAAGACAAUGCCACUCCACCUGAGGCGUUUAACUGGAAGCUCUUUUGGGUGAUCUUUACUGCAGCCGGCGGAUCGGUCAUUUUUGGAUAUGACCUGGCCUUCAUCGGUGGAGUGUUUUCUUUGCCAUCUUUCAUUCGACGAUUCGAGCUCGAGAAUAAAAACGCCAGUGCUAUACAGGCUCAUAUGGUUAAUACCUUCCAGGGCGGUUGCUUCUUCGGAGUCAUGCUGUUUUACUACUUCAACGAGCGAUUUGGCCGUCGCUUCGCACUGAUGGCCGCAGGCUGUGUCUUUAACCUUGGAGUGAUAGUCCAGGUUGCGUGCCAUGGAAAUAUACCUGUUUUCUAUGUCGGCCGACUCAUCAGUGGCUUUGGGAUCGGGGGCACCACAUUUGUCAUACCGCAAUAUCUUUCGGAGUGUGCCCCUGCUUCUGCUAGAGGUGGUAUCAUUGGUUGUUUUGAGAUUGGAGUUCAGGUUGGCACAAUCAUAGGGUUCUGGAUCAAUUAUGGCGUUGAGAAGAGUGUCGAUCCAAACGGCGACAGACAAUGGUUCAUUCCUAUAACCUUCCAGUUCAUUCCCGCUACGCUCAUGAUAAUCGGGCUCAUAUUCCUCUGCGAGUCGCCGCGGUGGUAUUACACUCGAGAGCGUCGAGAAGAAGCACAAAAGUCUCUGGUCUGGCUCCGACAACUCCCUGUCGAGCAUCCUUAUGUUGCAGGUGAAUUGGCAGACUACGAGAGGCAGAUGGAGCAUGAACUCCUGAUCACAUCGGCCUCGGGAUUCCGGGCUGUGCUAUCGGAAACGUUCAACAAGAAGAUAAUUCCCCGUCUUAUUCAUGGAUGUCUCUUGAUGAUCUUCCAGAAUAGCACUGGGAUCAACGCCAUGAAUAACUUCUCGGUCACCUUCUUUCAGGUCAUUGGGUUUCAGGGCUCUUCGGCGAAACUGUUCUCAACAGGAAUAUACGGCAUCGUCAAGGGAAUCAUGGCGACCAUAACAUUCCUCUUCUUAGUAGACCGUUUUGGACGGCGGCCUCUUCUUUUCGUUGGCUCGGCCAUGUGCGCAUUCGCAAUGUACUAUGUGGCAGCCUACUCCUCAAUAACCGAUUCCUUCAACACCAGUCAAGACCAGAAUGCAGCUAGUAACUCAGCUGCGGCAUUCAUCUACAUAUUCGGUGCUGGAUAUUCCAUCGGCUGGAACCUGCCCUGGAUCAUUGCAGCCGAGAUCUUCCCAACACGCGUCCGGUCCUUCUGCAUGGUCAUGACAACAUGCUCCCACUGGCUAGGCGAGUUCUACACUUCGUACGCGGUGACUUAUAUGUUCGCCAACAUAACCUACGGGACGUUCCUCUUCUUCGGGUCGAUGACUGUCCUUGGCGCAAUAUACAUGUAUCUGCUGGUGCCCGAAACCAAUGGCGUGCCACUGGAAGACAUGGAUAUUCUGUUUGAGGCUCACGGUCUUGCGCCGCAGAAGAUGAAGGCUUAUAGGGCUGCUAAAGCGGCGGGAGUUACGCAUGUGUAUGGGGAUUCUGGGGUGAAGGCAACGUCAGUGUCUUCAGCAUAG
Messenger RNA from Aspergillus puulaauensis, 1575 nucleotides. RefSeq names its product sugar porter family MFS transporter. The transcript is spliced from 6 exons. The record is from RefSeq and is a predicted model, not a curated record. Gene Ontology annotation, cellular component: membrane. Lineage: Eukaryota; Fungi; Ascomycota; Eurotiomycetes; Eurotiales; Aspergillaceae. The coding region runs from base 1 to 1575 and encodes 524 amino acids. Gene Ontology annotation, biological process: carbohydrate transport; transmembrane transport. Gene Ontology annotation, molecular function: carbohydrate:proton symporter activity.